UGCAAAAGAUGUCAAAAAACACCACAGAGAACUCAACUAACUCUCACUCAGCUGUUCUAGGUGUGCUCCUAGGAAGCAUUUCGCUGACCACCAUUGUCAUGAAUAUAUUAGUACUAUGUGCUGUGAAAACUGAAAAGAAGCUCCAAACAGUCGGCAAUUUAUACAUUGUCAGCCUCUCUAUUGCAGAUCUUAUAGUUGGUGCAGCUGUUAUGCCUCUGAAUAUUGUUUAUCUCCUAAAUUCUGUGUGGACUCUAGGCUUACCUGCCUGUUUGUUCUGGCUGUCAAUGGAUUAUGUGGCCAGUACUGCAUCCAUUUUAAAUCUUUUCAUAUUGUGCAUUGACCGUUAUCGUUCAGUUCAACAACCCCUGAAAUAUCUCAAGUAUAGAACAAAAAUGAGAGCAUCAAUAAUGAUUUUAGGGGUUUGGCUGCUGUCUUUCCUGUGGGUCAUUCCAAUCCUAGGAUGGCACGUGUUUGCUAAUAGUGGGAAAAGGAAAGUAAUGGCGAAUGUCACAUGUGAAACUGAAUUCUCUGACGUCACCUGGUUUAAAGUGUUAACAGCCAUCGUCAAUUUCUACCUGCCCUCCAUCAUGAUGUUAUGGUUCUACUAUAAAAUAUUCAGAGCUGUUCGAAAGCACUGUCAACACCGAGAGCUCACCAAUGGAUCCUAUCAGUCCUUCUCAGAAAAAAACUCUGUACAUCACAGUAAGAUGAAGGAUGAGCAAAAUAUUUGCACCCAAAAGCAAAACUUAGAUGAGAAGGCCCCUCCCAAAAAUGUGGAGGCAGAGCUUCAUUUCAGUGUUUCUGACAAGUCUUCAAAGGGUCUCGCUAGCAAGAGUAAUAGGAAAGUCCUUAAAUGGAGCUGUUUUCCUGUUACCACUGCCCCAGCUGAGCCAGGCCUGGAUAAAGCAGGAAAGAAGUGUGUAUCUGUAACAAAAGAGAAUGAAGAUGAAGAGGAGCAGUGCUCACAAGACAGUGACUUAAGUGAUGGGUCAGACAACCAUACUUUCACAGAGGUACCUUGUGGAGAGCCCUCCAAUUCUAACCCUGAAGGGUCCUGCAGUGCUCGGGAAAAGCCUGAGGGCAGCAAUUCCAGAGGACUGGCCUACCUGAGGAAAACCUGGCAAAGUUUGCAUACUCAUCCCAAAAGGCGUGUUCAAGGACUGCAUGGGAACAGGGAGAGGAAAGCAGCUAAGCAGUUAGGGGUCAUAAUGGCAGCAUUUAUGCUGUGCUGGAUUCCCUAUUUCGUGUUAUUUAUGGUAAUAGCUUUACACGGCCAUAAACAAUUUUCACAGUUACACAUGUUCACUAUAUGGCUUGGCUAUGUGAACUCCACCUUGAAUCCAUUCCUGUAUCCUCUCUGUAACCAGAAUUUCAAGAAGACAUUCAAAAAGAUCCUUCACAUUCACUGA
Colius striatus (speckled mousebird) is the source of this 1409-nucleotide messenger RNA. RefSeq names its product histamine receptor H1 (gene HRH1). Gene Ontology annotation, biological process: positive regulation of vasoconstriction; chemical synaptic transmission; G protein-coupled receptor signaling pathway, coupled to cyclic nucleotide second messenger. The transcript has a single exon. Gene Ontology annotation, cellular component: membrane; dendrite. The record is from RefSeq and is a predicted model, not a curated record. Gene Ontology annotation, molecular function: histamine receptor activity; G protein-coupled serotonin receptor activity; neurotransmitter receptor activity. The coding region runs from base 9 to 1409 and encodes 466 amino acids. NCBI's taxonomy places the organism in Eukaryota, Metazoa, Chordata, Aves, Coliiformes, Coliidae.